Molecule: messenger RNA, 375 nt
Organism: Aspergillus niger
Lineage: Eukaryota; Fungi; Ascomycota; Eurotiomycetes; Eurotiales; Aspergillaceae
Exons: 3
Coding region: 1-375 (124 amino acids)
Source: RefSeq, a predicted model, not a curated record
AUGCCGUCCGACAGCAGCGUGGCAUAUGCUGCGAUAUACCGACAUCUGCAUGCGUCCGGAUGGGCCCGAGACGGCGGAAAUGACCCGUCAAGCAUCAUUUUGGUCGUAGGCCUUAUAGGGCGACCAAUGGGGGUGGGGAGACCUCCACCACCAGGAACAUCGCGACUCCACCGAGGUUACACUCGACUUCAGAUCCUGACGAUUAAAUGGCCGGAGAAGGGCCAGACUAGCCCGGAUAAGGCUAGAGGCGUCGCCAGCUGCCCCUUACUGCGUAUUGCUGACUCUCACUCUCACUCUCAACUUCACUUCACCUUCAACUUCUUCCAUUUCUUCUCUCGUUUAGCUGCGCGCAACAUGGCUGAUGACGCGACUUAA